Hansenula anomala is the source of this 1935-nucleotide messenger RNA. It is a transcript of the gene SEC2, whose product is annotated as guanine nucleotide exchange factor SEC2. Gene Ontology annotation, molecular function: guanyl-nucleotide exchange factor activity. NCBI's taxonomy places the organism in Eukaryota, Fungi, Ascomycota, Saccharomycetes, Phaffomycetales, Wickerhamomycetaceae. Gene Ontology annotation, biological process: exocytosis. The coding region runs from base 1 to 1935 and encodes 644 amino acids. The transcript has a single exon. The record is from RefSeq and is a predicted model, not a curated record. Gene Ontology annotation, cellular component: cell tip; Golgi to plasma membrane transport vesicle.
AUGAGUGAAUCUGUUGCCGAUGAGGAAUCAAAGAGAGUGUCGCUCCAAGUCACCUCCUUAUCUACACAGCUUAUAGAAUUGGUUGAGAAGCAAUCUAAGUUAGAGGAACAAUUGUUUCAUCAAAAGAGAGAGAAUGAACAACUAAAGAAGCAAAACCAAGAACUUGUUGCUUUGCAAGAAAAUUACAAAUCAUUAAAGUCUGAACAUGAUGAACUGUCAAAGUCUAACCAUACUUUGGAGCAGAAACUACAGAACGAGACCAAAGAAAAGGACUUAGCAAAGGAAAAUGUAUCCAAAUUACAAUCUGAAGUUGAAGAUCUAUCAGAGUCCUUAUUUGAAGAAGCAAAUAAGAUGGUAUCAAAAGCUAGACAAGAAGCUUACAGUUUUGAAAAACGUAACGAGGGGUUGGUUUCUCAAUUGAAGGAGAAAGAUAUGCUUCUUGAGAACUUACAAACACAACUACGUGAACUAAAAAAUGUUAUACAAGAGAAAGAUGAUCAAUCUAUUCAAGAUUCCGCAAGAAAUUCGAUUGAUGAACCAAGAUCCGGAAAUAAAUCUGAGGAUUCACCAGCUACUUUCCCUCCUCAAAUCAUCUAUAGUCCAACUAUAAACUCCAUAAGGUUUGACUUGAAAUUAUUCAACGAUUUCAAUAGAUUCAUCUCAGAUUUGAAAUAUAUUGAAGUGAUCAGAGAUACUAACACAAAAUUCAUCAAAAGGUUAGUUGCGGAUGACGUUGAACCAGCAUUGAGAAUAGAUUUAGCAAACGGUAUUGGGUGGUUAAGCAAACGUUCAUUAAUGGGUGCAUUCAUUGAUGGACGUGUCAUUAUUGAGCCUGUAUCGGGCAUAAAUGAAACCUAUAGAAUAAACUUCAAGAAUAACAAAACUCAGGAGUCUGAUAUCAAAUCUAACCUAUACUCUUAUCCUGCCCAUAGUCCUCCUGUUGCAAUUGAUCAACCAUGUGCCAUUUGUGGAGAGGAUAGAAACGAUAUUUUGGAGCAUUCACGUUUAUAUAUUUUAAAAGUUCAUGCAUUAAAAUCUAAAGAAGAAUCAUUAUCUGCAUCCAGUGGAUCAACACCGUCAUCGCCAAUAAUAGCCCAUCAAUAUCCCCUAUGUUCAUAUUGUCUGUUUAGAGUUAGAAGUGCAUGUGAUUUAUUUGCAUUUUUACGUUCUUUGAAAACAAACGUUUGGAAAUUAGAUUCAAAUACAUCAAUAAGGAAAGCAUGGUUAGAAUUGUCAAGACUAAGAUCCAAAUUGUUUUGGUCAAAAGUUGGUAUAUGGGAUUUGGAAUCAAAUAUCCAUCAAACUAAAAUUUACCCAGGAACCGAUGAUUUGGUCUAUAAGGCAUUAGAAAACCUACAUUCACCAAAGGCUACAACUGCUAAUACUGUUGGUGCUAGUACAUUGAACGACUCUUUCAAUUUGGAUGAACCUAAGUCCUUAUCAACAACUUAUAAAGCAUCACCAUUGAUAAAUGAAGUUAGUACUGGUAGUAUAGGCUCUGAUGAAAGCCCGGAAAAUCCAGUGGUUUUGAAAGAAAAUGGUGAAUCACAAAAAACCAAAACAGCUGCAGUUACACCAAAAGAGACCAAGUCCGAACAAGAGCCAAAACAAGAUGAGGAAGAUGACAACAUAACGAAUGAUAUCUUGAAUGAUUAUUCACAAGACGAAGACGAAGAAGAAUCACCAGUGGAGAAGACGAAUAAGGGGUUAAUGAUCCAAACGGAUCGUCCUCAAGAUGCAUUAUUAGAUUCUGAAGAAAAUACACCAAUCGUAGGGAACAUUAAUAAAUUCAAUGAUUUGAAAACACCAACAAAUACACAUGGUGGGUUUGACUUUGUUCCUGGUUCAGAAAAUUCAAAACCUGAUAAAGAUGAGGAACAAGAGAAACCUGACGGGACCCCAGAUGAAACUGAUGAUGAGUUUGUUGAUGCAUAA